Messenger RNA from Phyllopteryx taeniolatus (common seadragon), 3471 nucleotides. RefSeq names its product mesoderm induction early response 1b, transcriptional regulator (gene mier1b). The coding region runs from base 1166 to 2695 and encodes 509 amino acids. Gene Ontology annotation, molecular function: histone deacetylase binding; transcription corepressor activity. Lineage: Eukaryota; Metazoa; Chordata; Actinopteri; Syngnathiformes; Syngnathidae. The record is from RefSeq and is a predicted model, not a curated record. Gene Ontology annotation, biological process: negative regulation of transcription by RNA polymerase II. Gene Ontology annotation, cellular component: nucleoplasm. The transcript is spliced from 13 exons.
CGAGGCCCGGUCUCGGUCGCGCCGAUAUUCAGCCAUCGCCGGCGGCUCCCCGCUGCCUGCCCAAACAUUUUUCAAAACAAAACUUUCUCACCAAAUACACGAUUCAUAGGGAGUUUCGGGUUUCGGAUCCUCCACCAGCGAACAGCGCCGCCCGCACCAACGCCCGGGCACAUAGAAGCAGCGUGUUUGCGUUGCCCGACCCUGCGCUGCGCACCGCGCACACAGCAGCACCGCCAUCGGCACGAUGGAGCUCAUCUUUACAGCGGACAGACCGUUGUUGUCGCUCGUGGAAGGACGGCCCUUUUGUUCACACGCGCCAGUGAUGUCACCCAAACUCCCCACAAAGUGCUUUGUAUGUCUUGCAUAAUUACCCGCUUAGGAGCAGGUGAAAAUCGUAGCCAUUAGAGGGAUCCGAACAUUUUGUAAAUGUUAAGGGGAGAGAAUUGCGGGGCUUUUAGUCCCAUCGAUUAAGGAAAAGGCUUGCCUUAACGGGGCACUUGAAGCGAUGCUGGCUCUCUACAUAGCAACAUGUAGAUAUUAUCAUGAACGGAAUCAGUGAUUCGGAGAAAGGACACUGGCAUUUCAGAAUCAGAAUCAGAAUCAUCUUUAUUUGCCAAGUAUGUCCAAAAAACACACGAGGAAUUUGUCUCCGGUAGUUGGAGCCGCUCGAGUAUGAGAACAAGACAGUUAAUUGACAGAGAGAACACUUUGGAGACAGAAAGACAUUGACAAAAAAACAGUCACGGAGCAAUAAAGGGUCGCUAGUUAUCUGGUAAUGCCAGUGCAGUAUAGUUUAACACUUAGUUGCUUAAAAGUGACAAAAGUUCAAACGUUUUGGAACUCUUUUAAAUUUUAGGGCUGCCUCAAAUGGGACAGCUGUGAGUGGUAAAUUCAUAUUUGGCCAUCCAAUUGGGGAAUUUACAUGAGAUUGGUUGGAGUUGGAUUACCUUGAUAGUAAAUGAAGGUCUUUGUUUCUUUUGUGACAAGAAAAUGACGCGUGGUCCCCUCCGCGCACACGACGUCAGGCAGACCAGAACGAAUGAACGGAAAAAAAGAGGGGGGGGGGAGAGAGAGAGAGAGAAAAGGAAAAACGAUUGUGUUUCUGGAGUUCAGGUGGGCGGGGCUCUUCAUCCGGGUACUGGCGUGACCCUGCUGAAUUGCAAACAUGGCGGAGUCCUCCCUUGGGAAUUCGAGCCCAGGGGGCUCAGCGGGUUCUGUUGACCAUGACUUUGACCCAUCAGCGGACAUGCUUGUCCACGACUUUGAUGACGAACGCACAAUGGAAGAGGAGGAAAUGUUGGAGGCAGCUGAUGAGGCCAACGCCAAUGAGAUUGAAGAUCUUGCACGCGAAGGAGAAAUGCCCAUUCACGAGCUUCUGAAUCUUUAUGGUUACGGAGGCGCUUCACCAGCCGAUGAGGAUGAAGAGGAGGAUGAAGAACAGGAAGAAGAGGACGAAGAAGAGGAUGAGGACGAUGAGCUGGACAAUGACGAAAGCAGCCGAGGCACUGGCGAGCUAAAAAGGAAUGAGGAUGAAGGCGUCAAGAACUCAACAACACAGGAGGACGAGGCCCCGGUGACCACGGAGGGCCGCACCCGUUCUGUUAGGGGCCUCGGCACAUCAGAACUUAUUCGUCCACAGAAGCACAAGUACUUUGAAAGUAACAACGAUGCAGAAGAGGAGUCAGAUGAAGAUGAGGAUUAUGUUCCAUCUGAAGACUGGAAAAAGGAGAUCAUGGUUGGGUCUAUGUAUCAGGCAGAAACCCCCACUGGCCUGUGUAAAUAUCAAGACAAUGAAAGAGUUUAUGAAAAUGAUGACCAACUGUUGUGGAACCCUGAGUGUCUACCUGAAAACAAAGUGGUGGGGUUCUUGAUAGAGGCAUCGAGACGUACGGGAGAGGAGAAGGGGGUCGACGCCAUCCCGGAAGGAUCCCACAUCAAGGACAAUGAACAGGCAUUAUACGAACUUGUGAAAUGUGACUUUGACACAGAGGAAGCUCUAAGAAGACUUCGGUUUAAUGUAAAAGCAGCCAGAGAGGAGCUUUCUGUCUGGACUGAAGAGGAAUGUAGAAAUUUUGAACAAGGACUAAAAUCCUACGGAAAAGACUUUCAUUUAAUACAGGCCAACAAGGUGAGAACUCGGUCUGUAGGAGAAUGUGUGGCCUUUUAUUACAUGUGGAAGAAGUCUGAGCGUUAUGAUUUCUUUGCACAGCAAACCAGACUUGGAAAAAGGAAAUACAACCUUCACCCCGGUGUCACGGACUACAUGGACAGGUUACUGGAUGAGACGGAGAGCGUGGCCUCCAGCAGGGCGGCGUCGCCCCCUCCCACCACGUCCAGCAGCAGCGCCAGCCAAUCGGAGAGGGAAGACAGCAGCGGCCACAACGGUGUUGCAGGCCACAGUUCCAGCCAUCUCGGAGAUGGUACGCAUAUUCUGGUCCCAGUAAACCAAGUGAAACCUGAGCCCGUUCAGUCCAACGGUCCGUCAGGCGAUGGCCCCCUCCCCUCGUCGGACAACAACUCCAACGGAUGCAGCCACCCCAGCUCAUCCAGUCACGAGCAAAACGGUUCUCCGGAACCUCCCGCAGACCAAAGAGACUCUGCCGUGGCGCAUGACAGGCCGGCCAAGAGGGUCAAGAUGGAGACGGAGCCUUUGGCCCAAAACCAAGCAGAAGCUACCGGAACCCAGGAGAACUGAAGAACUGAAGUCCUGAGCUCUGUCGCGAGGACGCUGAUUUUCGUGGUGGAAAAUGGUCGGUGAGGACUCGAUGACCAAAAAUGCCGUCGAUCCUCCAGCAGGGAUCGAUUCUGACCCGUGUGGCGUCUGGAGCCAUCCAUGUAGCUCUGAACUUCUACCCGUUGUCUGUAAUUACUUGACUGACUCACAGCAUUUUGCCAAGAAUUUCUCUUUUUCUAUUUGUACUCGAAGAAAAACAAAACAAAACAAUUCCCAUUAAUAUUUUUUUACACAAGAUAUUUAUAUUUUUUAACAAAAAAAGUCUAUGAUGGGUAUUUGCUUUUCAAGCCAUUUGAACAUUUGUGAACAGCGUAGAGAGUUUUAAACGACUUUGUGCUUCAGGCGGAGUAAGCGCACUCGGCGUAGGCAAGCUGGUGAUGUCGCAAGUUGUCUUUAGUUGCACUUUCGUUACACAUUUCUGUGGUUGAGAAGCAGCAGAAUGACAUUGUCACUUGGAGAAAUAAACCAGCGCAGGUUUGUUUGUGUCAAGCCGCUGACAUCAGUGAUGUCCUUUAACACGUUAGUAGAUGGCUGUAUUUUGGGAUUUUCACAAUCGGCUUCUUUGCUUAACGUUUUCUUUUUACUAGUCAAGAAUGUCAGCGAUUCCUAAGCUUUGUAUAGAUUUCUUACAUGCAUUGGUACAUUUUCAAAUUGUCCUCAUCCUUUUCUGUUCUUUCUUUGCUUUCUCCAGAAGCACGUUGUCCAUGUUAAUCUGAAAUACAUGUCAUUUAAAAAGA